Molecule: messenger RNA, 9221 nt
Organism: Sander lucioperca (pikeperch)
Lineage: Eukaryota; Metazoa; Chordata; Actinopteri; Perciformes; Percidae
Gene: sipa1l3
Product: signal-induced proliferation-associated 1 like 3
Exons: 24
Coding region: 491-5818 (1775 amino acids)
Biological process (GO): establishment of epithelial cell polarity; activation of GTPase activity; epithelial cell morphogenesis
Cellular component (GO): plasma membrane; cytoplasm; Golgi apparatus
Molecular function (GO): GTPase activator activity; protein binding
Source: RefSeq, a predicted model, not a curated record
GUGUGCGGGCGCAGCUUCGUCGUGGUUUCGGUUGAGCAUUCUUGGCAACGUCUCGCUCGGAGAACAGGCAGUCGACCGUCGGCUACAACGGGUGUUUCCAAAAUGUCUGGAGAUUUAUGUUAACGGAAUAGGAGCCGAACGGGAAGCACCGGAGCAGUGUUAGAGUAAAAAACUGAGCCUCCCAUUCCUGCACUGUGACAUCAAACCUCACAUGCCUCACCUGCAUACUGCACAGCUGAAGGCACAAGAUCUGCAUUAGACUGAAAAUAAUCCAGGAAGAAGACGACCGGUCCCGACUCAAACUGGUCCUCAAUGGACCAGUGAAAUCUUUUCCCACCCUGCCAAUUAAAAGCAAUGUAUUUGGGCGCUGUAGGCUGUAGCACUGUCAGCAGAGAGUGUGUGGGGCCCCUCCUCUCCCUCUUUCCCAGCACCCCUCGUGACAUGGGAUGCCAGCCCCCUGCCUCCCUGCCCUGAGCUCUCCUGGGGCGCCAUGAACAGCUACAGAGACAGAGGGGUCACUUGCACCUCCUCAGACCUCCUGGAUGGAGGAGGAGGAGGGUUUCCCCAGCACACUGCGUUUCGUCACACACCCAAUGGCCACCCGGCUCCUGGCCCCACAGAUCCAGCCAUCCAACCACGCAUCUCUGUGCCCAAAAUGGGUGUUCGGGCGCGGAUUGCAGAAUGGCCCCCACGCCGUGCGCAGUCCAGGGAGUCACUACUAGAAAAUGGGCAAAUUGUCAGCAUUCACCAUGGAGAUGACUGCUCCACUUCAGUUUCCUCAUCGGUUAUGUCAUCUGACAUCGGGCUGGUGCGGGGAGGGGUUGCCAGGUUGCCACGACGACGGUCGAAGGAUGUAGAGUUUAGAGGAGGAGGGUUUGGCGUUGAAAGAUGUUCACCAUUUAGCCUGAGAGCGUACCCACCACUGAGACAGCGCUCAAACAGCGAGGUGACGCUGAGCGAACAGGACGAAAAUGAGGUGGAGGUUCGUGGAGGUGUCGGGAUGGGAAACCUGUUCAGAGAGUAUGGCAGCACCUCCUCCAUCGACAUCCAGGGCAUUCCUGAGCAGAGCUUUUUUGACAUGCUCAGCCAGUUCCACCAGGAGAGGCCUGACCAGCGCAGCUCAGCACCCAUACACCUCGGGGAGCUGCUGCACGCUCCAGACUCGCCACCAAGCGCACCUCUCCCCUCUGCCCCCUCACCUGGUCCCACAGGUGGGGAAGUAAUAGGGACAGGAAGGAAAGACGGAGCUGAGAGAGUGAGGAAGAAAAGUGGAGGGACGGAGUCGUCACUGGGCACCUCCUCUUUGUUCAGGAAACUUAGGAGCUCUAGUCGCAAUGAGCUGGAUGGAGGGAAAGGAGAAACAACCGAGGACGGGGGAGGCCGGGGUUCAGCAGACGCCUCCUACAAACCGUGGGUAUGUCCUAAGAGCUUUGUCCACUUCGAUGCUCAGAGCAUCCUGUUUGACCUCCACGAGGCAGCGGCUCAGCGGGGCUACGCCGCCCAGAGGAGGAACACGGCCACGGGGGCAUCAGCUGCAUCAGUGUCCCUGUCUGUCUCCAGAUCCUCGGCUCCAACUGUGAACGACCCAGUGUACUCCAGCAUAGAGGAUCUGACCCUGAGCCUCGACCCCAGCUCCAUGACACCCUCCCUGGGUGUGGACCUAAUGGACGGGCCUCAUGGAGCCCACAGCUCGAGCCCACUGCUCCUCUGCUGCCCCCACUUCCUCAAUGAGACUGGAGGCCACGGGGAGCGCAAUAUCAGCUUCCUCAGCUCGUCAGCAGAGCGAGACGGAGGAGGAGACGGAGCGAGGGGUUGGCUCAGGAGGAGUAACGCCAGCGUCUCAGUGCUGGAGGUGCCUAUUGAACAGCAGGUUACAAGACUGGAAAGACUGAAACUGUACGGCAUAGAGCAUGUAGAUCUGGGGGCCAGGUACUACAGAGACUACUUCCAUGGGAAAGAGCACUCAAACUACUUUGGGACAGAGGAUAAGCUGGGUGCUGUGGCCGUGAGCAUCCGCAGGGAGAAACUGGAAGACACCAAAGACCUGAAAGACCAGUACCAGUACCGCCUUAUCGUCCGAACAAGCGAGCUUGUGACCCUGCGAGGCUCCAUUUUAGAGGAUGCGGUGGCAUCUACGGGGAGGCAUGGCACGGUGCGGGGUCUGCCGCUCAAGGAAGUCCUGGAGCAGGUCGUCCCUGAGCUCAACGUGUCCUGUUUGAGACUGGCGCUCAGCACACCCAAAGUCACAGAGCAACUGCUUAAACUGGACGAACAGGGGUUGAGUCAGAAGCACAAGGUGGGUGUUCUGCUGUGCCGUGCGGGCCAGAGCACAGAGGAGGAGAUGUACAACAACGAGGAGGCGUCACCCGCCUUCUCUGCCUUCCUGGAGCUGCUUGGGGAGCAGGUGCUUCUCAAAGGAUUCACCAAAUACGCUGCGCAGCUCGACACAAAGACGGACUCCACGGGCACCCACUCUCUGUACACCACCUACCAGGGCUACGAGGUCAUGUUCCACGUGUCUACCAUGCUGCCGUACAUGCCCAACAACCCACAGCAGCUCCUGAGAAAGAGGCACAUAGGGAACGACAUUGUCACUAUAAUCUUUCAGGAGCCAGGAGCAUUGCCUUUCACCCCGCAGAAUAUUCGCUCCCACUUCCAGCACGUCUUUGUUAUUGUCCGUGUGCACAACCCCUGCUCUGAAGGCACCUGUUACAGUGUUGCUGUGACAAGAAUGAAGGAUGUUCCUCCCUUCGGCCCACCCAUCCCCAGCGGCGUCACCUUCCGUGACCCAGAAACCUUUCGUAACUUCCUUCUAGCCAAAGUUAUCAAUGCAGAAACUGCAGCGCACAAGUCAGAGAAGUUCCACACUAUGGCGACACGAACGCGGCAGGAGUACCUGCGUGACCUGGCUGAGAACUACGUCAGCAGCACUCCGCUCGACUCUGCUGGCAAGCUUAACAACCUCAUCUCCCUCGCAUCUAAAAAACGGGAGCGCUCCAAGGCGAGAGAGGGAGCGGAGUUGGGAGCUGCGGGGGCCGUCGCCUGGAGGGUCCAGGCCCAGGACUUCAGUGGAGGUGGGACUGAGCUCCCCUGUGCCUUGGGUUUGUCAGCUGAAUACGUCCUCCUGACAGACUGCUCCACCAAAGAGGUGGUGUUCAACUGUUUCUGUGCGGACGUGAUUGGCUGGACACCGGAGCGGCUGGCGCUGAAGAUCUUUUACGGCAGAGGGGACCACAUCGCUGUGCGGGUACCAGAGGGCUGUGCACCAGACAUUAGAGAGAUGGUGCAGAGGUUAAAGUCGUUGACAGUGGGGUGUGAGACCGUGGAUAUGACUCUGAGAAGAAACGGACUGGGACAACUGGGCUUCCAUGUUCGCCUGGACGGCACUGUGGCUGAGGUGGAGGAAUACGGUUUUGCCUGGCAGGCGGGACUGAGACAGGGCAGUCGGUUGGUGGAGAUCUGCAAGGUUGCUGCAGUGACGCUGACUCACGAGCAGAUGAUCGACCUCCUAAGGACGUCGGUCACGGUCAAAGUCGUCAUCAUUCCUCCGUACGAAGAGGGGGGGCCUCGCAGGGGCUGCACAGAGGAGUAUGAGAUGAAGACCAUGGAGCAGAAGCCAGAACCUGAGCCUCUGGCAGCAGGCUAUCGACCCUCCCCUCGCCCGACGUGGCGAUGGGACAGCCCACCCAUUCCUCCAGGGCUCCACAGUGCCCCCAACCCACAGCGCUGGGCCCCCAUGGGUCCCCCGCCUCCUCCACUGCCCCGCUCACACAAGACCCUGAUGCCUGUUCCCUACAGGGAGCCCCAGCACCUCAACUCUAAGAGGCCAGUGAGCUACCCAGAAAACCACUACAGUCUGUCUCCUGCAGUAGGCGACCGAAUGCUACCUUACAGAAACCCCUCAGCCAGCUUCUCCUCACCUUCCUCAGGCCUGCUCGCCCUCUCCACCAUUGGGCCACCUGGGAUCACACCAGGCCCCUUCGUACGCUACAAACCCUCCCCCGACAGAUAUGGAGCAGGACAGCGCCCCCUGCUGCCUUAUGAGCCCCACCUCAGUGUGGACAUCAACUCAAGUGGAGAGUCUUCCUCAGGCUUCACCAGUCAGGACAGCACCAUGGAGCGCUGCAAAACAGAACCCCUCUGGCAUGUCCCAGCGACGCCGUCUCGAGGACCAGGUGGUGGAGGAGGGCAGAGAAGACUAACCAGACAGGAUGUCCCUGGGAAAGACUCUCCAAACAGACACUCGAAGGGCGAGACUCAGUACUCCAGCCACUCCAGCAGUAACACUCUGUCCAGUAACGCCUCCAGCAGCCACAGCGACGAACGCUGGUUCGACGGAGGAGCUGGAGGAGAGCGAGGAGGCGGGGGUUGCCUCGGCGACCCAGCCGACCCUGACCCCGACCUUCUCAACAAGGGGGGGUCUAACGACAGCGGCAUCGACGCCUCGACCCACUACAACAACAAUCGCCCCGGAAACAUGUCCAACAGCCAGUCCCAUAAGCCCAUGCACUGCUUUGCGGCCUACAGCGGCGUCCCGGAGCUGUCCGUGGGAAGGAGCAGCGGCAGCAGCGGAGAAGCGAGGAGGCGAGAGUCUUCGCCCAUCAUACCAGCUGCAGCCAAUCAGAACAAAGGGUACCGGACCAGGACAUUCCCGCCUCCGGGCUCCAGCACUGAUAAAAUUGAUGCUUUCAAACCCAGGGCAUACACACCACAAGGUUACAGGACUCCGACAGCUGAGAAAGCCCGGCCCGUCCGAGCCGCUACGACAACACCCACUUCAGCUCAGUUAAGCUCUGUCCCUUUGUCCAGCUCCGCCCCCAAGGCCUUUUAUGGGAAGAGCAGACAGGCGGCCUGGCAGAACGGCGACACCAGCCCGUCGCCUUUAAACGCAACCACGACAUCCAGCUCUGACAGCAGCAACAGCAAGAAGCAGGUGGAUACAAACUCAAAAAACGUUUUUGGACAACCUCGGCUCCGAGCCUCGCUGAGGGACCUGCGUUCCCCCCGACGGACAUACAAAAGCACCAUUGAAGACGACCUAAAGAAACUGAUCAUCAUGGACAACCCGGGAGAGGCGCCACAAAGAGAUCCAUCUCCCAGGCGAACCUUGCAGCGCACCUUUUCAGAUGAGUCGCUGUGCAGCGGGCGCAGAGAGGCCAGCUUCGCCAACUCUGAGAAGCCGACGACGCCCACUGACGUACUGUUUACCUGCACACUGCCCACACGCAGACACGCCGUCUCCUCCAACCACAUGCAGAGCAAGAAGGUGCCUCUGUCUGCCUCGGAGCUGUCUCUCACAGAAGUUAGAGACAAAGUUCCCCCCCUGAGGAGGCUCGAUCCCGGGCUGAUGCCUCUUCCUGACACAGCCUGUGGACUCGAGUGGUCCAGCCUGGUCAAUGCUGCUAAAGCCUACGAAGGUGAGGAUGGAGGCACAUCAGGAUUAGCUCAAAGAGCAGUUUCCCUCUUCUCACUGACUGAGCCACAGGUUGGCGGUCCAGACAUGAGACCAGUGGUCAGUCCAGUCCAGUUUCAGACUCCUCAGACACCACGGACCACACCGACCUUCAGCGGCGACGAGGUGCCCAACGAUUUGUCUGGUCGGCUCUACCACCUGGAGGUGAUGUUAAAACAGCUGAACACUGACCUGGAGAAAGAGAAGCUGGAUAAAGUUGUUCUGCUGGCAGAGAUGGCCAACCUGAGAGAGAAUAACCAGCGCCUGCAGGAGGAGAGCCACACAGCCAGCGAGCAGCUGCGCAAGUUCAACAGGCUUUUUACUAACAGUGACAAGACAGAGAGUGGCCACGAGGCUCACUCCUAAACACACGAAACUGACUCAAAGAGGGAGUGAUACCUGCAGGAGAAGCUGAAGAGAUUCAGGCCACAGAGGGAGGGUGACUGUGAGAGUACCCAUGAUUCCUUGCACACACACAGCGGCGGCAGAGGUCACAAUGAUGUUACCUCACUUAGCUUCCACUGGACUGCCUUAAACCAUAGAGAGAGCAAGAAAACAGACAAAUCAUUUUUAAGAUGCAACACUCCCCAGAAAGUCUCAACAAGCCUGUGCACAGACCGAGCAGAGACCUUCCCUCUCUAUUCUUUGAGCCUGUUUAUUUUUAUAAACUGAAGUCUUAUACUUGUCAUGAAUAUAUAUAAAUACAUAUGCUAUGCCAGACGAGCGAGUAGAAGAGGAAACCGUUUUAGAGAACAUUACAUCACCUGGAGAGGCCUAAUACUGUUCCUGCAGCGAUAUCAGCCAAAAAAAAAAAAAAGGAAAAAAAAGACUCAUUACAGACUGCAUCUCCCAGAAUGCACUAGAAGUAAUGGAAGCUCUACAGACAUGGUACUGUAGAUAGAUGCCUUUGUGGUACAAUUGUCAUGUAUCAAUAUUACCUAUAUUGUACUGAUAUUGACGUACUAAAGAGGGGUGUGUGUGUGUGUGUGUGUGUGUGUGUGUGUGUGUGAGAGAGAGAGAGAGAUGGUACUGCGAAUACUCCGAAGCAUUAUGGCACACACACGCAUCUGUGCUCAAGGCAAGAUGCCUUUUAUUACCUUUGGUGUGAGUGUGUGAGGUUGAAUGGAAUGGUCUGCUAUUGGACGUUUUGAGUGAUGAACAAACUAGUUUACUUCAAAAAGAACUUGUGGGCCACAAUAUUCUUCUUUCCUCCGUUUACGUGGAUGAACCUGUGGCCCUUUAGAUGUGAAACAAGCCAUCAGCGUGUUGAGCGAGUGUAAAUGGUCGAUGUCAUGAAGCUCAGUGAUAUUACUAGUGAAAUAUCUCUAAUGUUGUGCAUUGUUUUGAAGUUAAUUUUCACUGUUUUCAGCAGUGCCGUAUCAUCUCAGAUCUAAACGUACUGGACAAUUAUUUUAACCUUGAGUCGUUAUCACAGUAUGUCUUAAAAAAAAAAAUCAUCUUUUUUCUAAUAUUUAAAGCCGUAGUUGUGCACAUUUUGUAUUCGCUUUGUGGCGGAGACUUUCCAUUAAAUAUAGGCUACAGCCAGCAAACGGUUAGAAGCUUAGCAUGACAACUGGAUACAGAUGAAGACAGCCAGCCUGGCUCUGUCCAAAGGUAACAGAAUCUGCCUAGCAGCACCUCUAAAGCUCACUAAUCUACACGUUAUAUCUGAUUAGUCUAAUCCCAAACAAAAACCAAAUUGUAAAAAGUAAUUUGUAACUUCCAGGAGUAUCUACUGGUUGCCUGGCAACUGGUCCUGGUGUUACACCAAAUUCUAUAGGCUAUCAGAUUCUGUGACCUGAUUAGCAAUUUUAUCUUGCCUCUGAAAACAUCUUUUUUUUUUCUUCUCGUUUUUAAAUACAAACGUAGUGCCCUCAUAGUAUUUAGAUAUAAAAACAUGUGAAUUAGUGAGCUGAAGAGGUGCUGGUAUGUGGACUUGCCAUUAGACUGAGCCAGGCUAACUAUUUCCCCCUGCUUCUAGUCUUUAUGCUAAGCUAACCAUCUGUUGGCUGUAGCUUCAUAUUUAACGGACAAACAUGUCAAUCUUGUCAUCCAACUCUCUCCACUAUAAAGUGAGUAAUGGUAUUCCUCACAAUGUCAAACUGUUCCUAUGAUAACGUCUUCUUUGCAUACUAAUCCCAGCGAAGCUGCCACCAGUAACUUCUGCUUAUAGAAAACAUUUACUGUACAUGGAACUCACUCGACAACACUGAAGCUCCUUCAUAUCAGAACCAGUCGGUCUGUGCGUAUGAGAGGAUUUGUCCCUGUGUUCUGUGAUAUCCCUAAUGAACACAAAAGACAUUAUUUAUACUGCUAGCUUGCUUAACACUAUUGUCUACUAUAUCUAUUUUUCAUACAAAAAUAAUGUGUGUGUUUUUGGACGCUGGUAUUGAAUGGACAAUACAUCCCUGCAGAGGAUGACUCUACAUCUUCCUGUGUCAGUUUAGAUAUUGCUGAUUAAAUUGUAGUAAACGGUCAUCUCCUGCUUCGCCCUGUAGGACAGCUACUUGUCUUUUAUCAGGAGGUUUCUUCCACGCUCUGACUGGAACUGUUGAAUUUUGAAAUCCUAACUCACUCAGGUUCCUCAAGAUGCUGUUAACGACACUGAACCAUCAGUUAGGAGUGGGCGAUGUGACGCAUUGUAGCCUGAGACAAUGUCCAUUUGGGUUCUGCCAUACUGUUUAUACCACUGUAGUUAUCCCUUUAAUAUCUCUGGGUGUAUUAGCCCAUUUUAGACAUAUUUGCAAAUCAAUUAGCAGGACUGUUUCACGGCAAUCAUGAUUAUGAUUUAAGACUUUGUUUAAAGGUACUUUUGUUUGCUUGAUUCGCCUAAAACGGACAAAUAUGAACAGUUUCUCGAUUGAUUUUCAUGAAGUCGACUAUAUUGAUAUCUUCAUAUGAAAUGACUUAUGCUGUGACAAGAGGUUAUCCAUAUCGCCCGCUCCUACACAAGGGGGCAACGAGUGUUGCAGAAAACCUGCCAUUUCUUCCUGCGUUCAUGUUUCCACUUCCUUUAUUCCUCUGCAGCCAGUUAAAGUUUCAACUUGGGCUGUGUAACUUUGAUACCAGUAACGUUUAUACCUAUUUCAACCUUUUUGCUUGGAUUCAGACUUUCUCAGUCUACUUUAUGGUUCAGAUUUUCCUCAAAAACAAGCUUUUUAUUUCCUGUUUGGACAUUUUUUUAGUUCAAGUGACACACUCCUGUUGUUCCUUCUUUAGGAAGUCCUUCAUUCAUGCAGCUUCGCAGGUGUAGCUGUGACCUUAGUAUCUGCAAGUCUCAUUGGUUUGCUUAUGUUAAAGGGGCAAUGUUUCUUUUUUUAUAUAUAUAUAUAUAUAAAGUUUGAUAAUGUUAUGUAUAAUUUUAAGCUAUUUAUAGCAUACACAAUGAUCCCCUGUUGAACAAAUUAAUAAUGCUUUAUUCUUAUUGGUAAUAUUGUAUACCUAGGUUUGUUUUUUAGAUGUUAAAUAUUUUGAUAAUUUAUUUUUUAAACACAUUCCCACUGUUGCAGACAGUAGUGAAGAUGAGAGGGUACUGUGUUUUUAUUUGUGUAUGCCGUAUUACUUCUGAUCUCUGUACAAACUGAUUUGUAUGAUCCCUCGUUUUCUGGCUUCUUUUCCUGUUUGUGCGUCGGUGCUUUCCGCAUGUGGCAGGGGUACAGGAUGCAUAGACUAAACGUUUUCUUUGGGUUGUAAUAACUUGUACAUUUAAAAGUGUAAAUUAUGUUUUCAUUAUUUUAUAAAAAAUAUAUUAAAAAUGAUUACCAGAACA